AUGGUUAAACCAUGGCCUUUUAAAGCCUGGGCACUUGAUGUUAUUGGUAAAAUCCAUCCGUCUUCAUUUAAACAUCAUUCAUUGAUUUUAGUGGCUACCGAUUAUUUUACCGAAUGGGUCGAGGCAGUUCCUUUGAAGAAUGUGACGCAAAAGGAAGUGAUUGAGUUCGUGCUCAAUCAUAUCAUUUACCGGUUUGGCAUUCCACAUACUCUCAUCACUAAUCAGGGUCUGGUGUUCACAAACGAGAAGUUUGUAGAAUUUUUGGCAAGUUUUCACGUGAAACUUCACCAUUCAUCACCUUACUAUCCACAGGCCAACAGUAAGAGUUCAUCUACAGGAUUUUCUCCUUAUCAGCUCACGUUUGGCCAGGAUGUGGUACUUCCAGCCGAACUCAACAUACACACCUUCCGAGUGGCUCACACUAAUAUGGACUACACGAAGGAGUAUCAGAAAAGUAUGAUGCAACAGCUGAAGACAGUGGAUACAGAACAUAUGGAAGCCUUGGAACAAAUGAUCCAACAGAAUGAGGUGCGGGCACGAUAUUAUAGGAGGAAGGUGUCUCUUCGAAAUUUUUUGGAAGGAGAUCUAGUAUGGAAAAAAAUAUUACCCACGUACAAGAAAGUUUAUCAGAUGGGUAAAUGGUCCCCGAAUUGGGAGGGGCCUUUCAUCAUUCACAGAAAGAUCGGGAACAGAGCUUUUAUUAUUAUGAAUCAGGAAGGGAAAUUAGUACAUGAAAAUAUUAACGCCAAGUAUCUGAAAAGUAACCAUUUCGGGUUCCUCGUCAAGGAGAUCUUCUAG
Messenger RNA from Andrographis paniculata, 798 nucleotides. RefSeq lists its product as uncharacterized. Gene Ontology annotation, molecular function: nucleic acid binding. The transcript has 3 exons. Lineage: Eukaryota; Viridiplantae; Streptophyta; Magnoliopsida; Lamiales; Acanthaceae. The record is from RefSeq and is a predicted model, not a curated record. Gene Ontology annotation, biological process: DNA integration. Bases 1 to 798 code for a protein of 265 amino acids.